AUGUCGCCGGAGCUAGACCCGACCCUAGUUUGGUCUCCGCCGGUGGAGGAGGUGUACGUUGCAGCCGAGGAGAGGCUGGAACCACGGGACAAGAAGCCGUAUAGGCGCGGGAUUACGAAACUCCCCAAGCUAAAAACUUGGGCCUUCCGCGAUGUUGUUCUCGUGCCCGCUGGAAAGAGCAUGUUCAAGUAUGGCGACCCGAGGAGGAAGCCGACACGUGAGUACCCGAACAUCCUUGGAGGCAUAAUUAGGAAGCAUUUCCCUGGGAUUGUCAAUCUCCCUACUGGUGGCCGCGACGUGGCUUGGACUUGGAAGCACUACAGCUACGCGGAAGAUCCUAGCGGCAAGUACGGAAACAUGCAAGAGCGGGUUGUCCGCCACUUCUGGAAAUACUUCAAGAGGGCUGAGGGCAAGGAAAUUGCGUGCGACGUUAUCUUACACGAGUUGUGCAGGGUGAGGGUGACUGGCAUGCACUACGAGGCACGUGUCCAGUGCGUCCGCGACUGGCACGCCGAGCGCAAAGUUUGGAUGAGUAAGGCUGAUUGUCGGGAUACGCUCAUGGCACCAUGGCAGUACCUGCAGCACCCUCCUCAGUACGUCGGGGAAGACAGGCGUGCUUUCUUGCGAUGGUCAUAUGGUGGACAUCCCGCGAGUACGCCCGGAAGCACGAGGAGGGCAAGCGAAGCGUUCGAGAGAUGGGAGGAAGUGAAGACAGGCGUGGCACCAAACUUGUUUGGAUUUUUCCAAAAGUCGAAGACCAGGAAGGAGCCGCAUCCUGAAACGGGGUCCUUGUGGGUCAACGACCUAGCGGAGGGCCAGUGUGGCGCGUACCGCUCGAAGUUCAAGGACAAGCACGGCGAAGACGCCGACCCAACCACCGAAGAGUUUGACGUUGAGGUUGCGGCGGAGAUGGAAGAAAGGGAACGGAGGCACCAAGAGGAGCAGAUGCAGAUGCAGCAGCAGCUUAGGGAGAACAUGCAGAUGCAGCAGCAGAUGUUGCAGCAGAUGCAACAACAGCAGCAGAUGUUCCAACGAGAUGUUCAUGACUUCCCCACCGGGGAGUAG
Messenger RNA from Lolium perenne, 1065 nucleotides. Lineage: Eukaryota; Viridiplantae; Streptophyta; Magnoliopsida; Poales; Poaceae. The record is from RefSeq and is a predicted model, not a curated record.